AUGGCCUCCAAUGAGACACCAAACCCAUCUGAGGGCGAGACGCCGAAUGUAUACAGACUGAACAAUCGAUCAUCACCUCCCCCGUCAAGCAUCGCGGGAAAUAGCUCACAGAUUGGCGAUGGGAUGGAUGUGCCCGGAUACGCGUUGUCGUCACAGCCGGGGACGCUGGACUCUUCAGCACGCGGCAUGUUUGAUUCGCAGAUGAAUACGGCGCCACACCAGCGGAGAGCAUACAACGGCGAGGAUAGCCGGCGCGGGUCGUACGUGUACGGCGAAGAUGACGGGGCGGCGGAUGAGGACGGGCCCGCGUUUGACGGGCUGCGGAUGCGGAACCUGAACGCGAUCAAGAAGGUGACGGAUGUGACUGGCGAAAAGGUGCGGGAGGCGUUUGAGCAGUUUCUGGAGGAGUACUCGACCGUCUCCGCCGAGACUGGCGAGCCUACGGCCGUGUACCGGACGCAGCUGGAGUUCAUGAGCCACUACGAGCUAAGCACGAUCUACAUCGAUUACUCGCACCUGGCCGAGAGGGAAAACGGCGCGUUAGCCGUGGCCAUCUCGGAGCAGUACUACCGGUUUCUGCCGUUCCUGCUCAAGGGUCUGCGCCGGUUCGUCCGGAAGCACGCGCCGAACUUGCUCAUGACCUCGGACUCUGUGAUGUCUCAGUACCAGGAGGAAAACGCCUCGCAGCAGGUUAAUUCGAUAUCACAGGCGUCGGGCGGCUCUUUGGGGUCGCGGCGGCCGGGACACUCUACUGCAGCGACUGGCGGAUCCACCGUUUCAACUCCGGAGCAGACGGAACGUAUAUUCCAAAUCAGCUUCUUUAAUAUACCAGUCACCAACAGGAUCCGCGAUAUCCGAGCGGAGAAAGUCGGUACGCUAAUGACCAUAUCGGGCACUGUCACCCGCACAUCUGAGGUGCGGCCGGAACUGUUUAAGGCCAGUUUCACCUGCGAUAUGUGUAGAGCAGUCGUCGACAAUGUAGAACAGGUGUUCAAGUUUACGGAGCCAACAUUCUGUCCCAAUCCUUCAUGUGAAAACCAGGCGUUCUGGACGUUGAACAUAGGGAGAUCUCGGUUUUUGGACUGGCAGAGGGUCAGAAUACAGGAAAACUCAAACGAAAUCCCUACCGGUUCGAUGCCGCGGACGCUGGAUGUUAUUCUGAGAGGAGAUUGCGUAGAAAGAGCAAAGCCAGGUGAUCGGUGUAGGUUCACGGGUACCGAGAUUGUUAUGCCAGAUGUGACGCAAUUGGGCUUGGCCGGUAUGAAGCCAAGCUCCGCACCCGAUACCAGAGGUAUUUCACGGACAAUGGAGGGGUUGAAUUCAGGAGUCUCUGGCUUGAAGACGCUAGGUGUAAGGGACUUGACAUAUAAAAUCGCAUUUUUAGCGUGUCAUGUCAUGGGGGUGGGAAACAACAGCAAUCCACAAGGUGAUGUGCUUUCUCAUGAGCUGGAUGUAAAUAUGCUCCAGCAUCUUAAUAAGGGUAUAGACGAUACGGAGAGGGACCAGGAGCUAUUUCUGAAUAGCUUGAGUUCCGAUGAGAUAAAUGAACUGAAAGAAAUGGUCAAAGAUGAGCGGAUAUAUGAUAAACUGGUCCAAUCCAUUGCGCCAGCCGUUUUCGGCCAUGAAACUGUGAAGAAAGGGCUUUUGCUGCAGAUGCUUGGCGGUGUCCACAAAACCACUGUGGAAGGUAUCAAACUACGAGGUGAUAUAAAUAUUUGCAUUGUGGGUGAUCCCUCGACUUCGAAGUCCCAGUUCCUAAAGUAUGUCUGUGCUUUUGUACCAAGGGCAGUGUAUACAUCCGGGAAAGCAUCCUCUGCUGCUGGUCUCACAGCGGCCGUUGUCAAAGAUGAAGAAGGUGGCGAUUUCACGAUUGAAGCUGGUGCGCUGAUGCUUGCUGACAACGGGAUAUGUUGUAUUGAUGAAUUUGACAAGAUGGAUAUUUCAGACCAAGUUGCCAUUCACGAAGCGAUGGAACAGCAGACUAUCUCCAUAGCAAAGGCAGGUAUUCAUGCAACGUUGAACGCGAGGACUUCUAUCCUGGCUGCCGCUAAUCCCGUUGGCGGCAGGUAUAACAGGAAGCUUACACUAAGAGGGAAUUUGAAUAUGACUGCGCCGAUCAUGUCCAGAUUUGACCUUUUCUUUGUCAUCUUAGAUGAUUGUAAUCAGAAGGUGGAUACUGAACUAGCUUCGCAUAUCGUCAAUCUCCAUAUGAAGUGCGAUGAUGCAAUUGAUCCCCCGUUUACUAUGGACCAGCUGCGGCGGUACAUAAAGUAUGCCAGGACAUUCAAGCCAAUUUUGACGGAGGAUGCACGCCAAUUCUUGGUGGAAAAGUACAAGGAGCUGCGGAAGAAUGACAUCCAGGGCUACAGUAAAUCGAGCUAUCGUAUCACCGUGCGGCAACUAGAAUCCAUGAUACGAUUGAGUGAGGCUAUCGCUAGAGCCAACUGUGUCGACGAGAUUACGCCGGCCUUCGUUGCGGAAGCAUAUGAUCUCCUACGCCAGAGUAUCAUUAGGGUAGAUGUGGAUGACGUGGAGAUCGAGGAUGAGGAAGAGGCACCAGCAACAGAUGCUGAACCUCAGGCUGCUGCUCCCGCCGAGCCGUCUACCCCUGACAACCGAGCGGCAUCCACCAAGCCGCUUGGGCGCAAGAAGAAGUCAAAACUCGCAAUAUCUUACGACAAAUACGUUGAGAUGAUGAAUAUAAUGGUGCGAAAGAUCGCGGAUACAGAUAGCCAGGGGGGCUCAGAGCUUACUGCAGUGGAGAUCAUAGAUUCUUAUCUGCUCCAAAAGGAGCACGAGCUCAAUACAGAAGCUGAAUACUGGUCUGAGCGCAAGCUCGCCCUGAAGGUACUCAAGCGGUUGGUUAAAGACCGCAUUCUCAUGGAGAUUAGGGGGAACACGGAAAAUAUACCCUUUGACGUCCCAGAGGAGAUCUUAAGAGAGCGGGAAAGAGUGGUUUAUGUGAUCCACCCAAAUUCGUCUGUGCUGGACCAGCUUUCCCAACAGUCUCCGAGGUAA
This is a messenger RNA of Eremothecium gossypii ATCC 10895, 3018 nucleotides long. RefSeq names its product MCM DNA helicase complex subunit MCM6 (gene MCM6). Gene Ontology annotation, biological process: mitotic DNA replication; double-strand break repair via break-induced replication; DNA replication initiation. The coding region runs from base 1 to 3018 and encodes 1005 amino acids. The transcript has a single exon. Gene Ontology annotation, cellular component: MCM complex; nucleus. Lineage: Eukaryota; Fungi; Ascomycota; Saccharomycetes; Saccharomycetales; Saccharomycetaceae. Gene Ontology annotation, molecular function: single-stranded DNA binding; ATP binding; single-stranded 3'-5' DNA helicase activity. The record is from RefSeq and is marked provisional.